AUGGGAGAAGGGGAUGGAAUCUGGGAGAAGGGGAUGGAAUUUGGGAGAAGGGGAUGGAAUCUGGGAGAAGGGGACGGAAUCUGGAAGAAGGGGAUGGAAUCUGGGGGAAGGGGAUGGAAUCUGGGAGAAGGGGAUGGAUUAUGGGAGAAGGGGAUCGAAUCAAGGAGAAGGGGAUGGAAUCUGGGAGAAGGGGAUGGAAUCUGGGAGAAGGGGAUGGAAUCUGGGAGAAGGGGAUGGAAUCUGGAAGAAGGGGAUGGAAUCUGGGAGAAGGGGAUGGAAUCUGGGAGAAGGGGAUGGAAUCUGGGAGAAGGGGAUGGAAUUUGGGAGAAGGGGAUGGAAUCUGGGAGAAGGGGAUGGAAUCUGGAAGAAGGGGAUGGAUUAUGGGAGAAGGGGAUAGAAUCUGGGAGAAGGGGAUGGAAUCUGGGAGAAGGGGAUCGAAUCAAGGAGAAGGGGAUGGAAUCUGGGAGAAGGGGAUGGAAUCUGGGAGAAGGGGAUGGAAUCUGGGAGAAGGGGAUGGAUUCUGGGAGAAGGGGAUGGAAUCCGGGAGAAGGGGAUGGAAUUUGUGAGAAGGGGAUGGAAUCUCGGAGAAGGGGAUGGAAUCCGGAAGAAGGGGGUGGAAUCUGGAGAAGGGGAUGGAAUCUGGUAGAAGGGGAUGGAAUCUGGGAGAAGGGGAUGGAAUCUGGGAGAAGGGGAUGGAAUCUGGGAGAAGGGGAUGGAAUCAGGGAGAAGGGGAUGGAACCAGGGAGAAGGGGAUGGAAUCUGGGAGAAGGGGAUGGAAUCUGGGAGAAGGGGAUGGAAUUUGGAAGAAGGGGGUGGAAUCUGGGAGAAGGAGAUGGAAUGAGGGGGAAGGGGAUGGAAUCUGGGAGGAGGGGAUGGAAUCUGGGAGAAGGGGAUGGAAUCUGGGAGAAGGGGAUGGAAUUUGAGAGAAGGGGAUGGAAUCUGGGAGAAGGGGAUGGAAUCUGGAAGAAGGGGGUGGAAUCUGGGAGAAGGAGAUGGAAUGAGGGAGAAGGGGAUGGAAUCUUGGAGAAGGGGAUGGAAUCUGGGAGAAGGGGAUGGAAUCUGGGAGAAGGGGAUGGAAUCUGGGAGAAGCGGAUCAAAUCAGAGAGAAGGGGAUGGAAUCUGGGAGAAGGGGAUGGAAUUUGGGAGAAGGGGAUAGAAUCUGGGAGAAGGGGAUGGAAUCUGGGAAAAGGGGAUGGAAUCUGGGAGAAGGGGAUGGAAUUUGGGAGAAGGGGAUGGAAUCUGGGAGAAGGGGAUGGAAUCUGGAAGAAGGGGAUGGAAUCCGGGAGAAGGGGAUGGAAUCUGGGAGAAGGGGAUGGAAUAUGGGAGAAGGGGAUGGAAUCUGGGAGAAGGGGAUGGAAUCUGGGAGAAGGGGAUCGAAUCAGGGAGAAGGGGAUGGAAUCUGGGAGAAGGGGAUGGAAUCUGGGAGAAGGGGAUGGAAUCUGGGAGAAGGGGAUGGAAUCUGGGAGAAGGGGAUGGAAUCUGGGAGAAGGGGAUGGAAUUUGGGAUGGAAUCUGGGAGAAGGAGAUGGAAUCUGGAAGAAGGGGGUGGAAUCUGGGAGAAGGAGAUGGAAUGAGGGAGAAGGGGAUGGAAUCUGGGAGAAGGGGGUGGAAUCUGGGAGAAGGAGAUGGAAUCUGGGAGAAGGGGAUGGGGUCUGGGAGGGCGGGAUGGAAUCUGGGAGAAGGGGAUAGAAUGAGGGAGAAGGGGAUGGAAUCUGGCAAAAGGGGAUGGAAUCUGGGAGAAGGGGAUGGAAUCUGGGAGAAGGGGAUGGAAUCUGGGAGAAGGGGAUGGAAUUUGGGAGAAGGGGAUGAAUCAGGGAGAAGGGGAUGGAAUCUGGGAGAAGGGGAUGGAAUCUGGGAGAAGGGGAUGGAAUAUGGAAUAGAAUCUGGGAGAAGGGGAUGGAAUCUGGGAGAAGGGGAUGGAAUCUGGGAGAAAAGGAUGGAAUCUAGUAGAAGGGGAUGGAAUCUGGAAAAAGGGGAUGGAAUCAGGGAGAAAGGGAUGGAAUCUGGGAGAAAGGGAUGGAAUCUGGGAGAAGGGGAUGGAAUAUGGGAGAAGGGGAUGGAAUCUGGGAGAAGGGGAUGGAAUGUGGGAGAAGGAGAUGGAAUCUCGGAGAAGGGGAUGGAAUCAGGGAGAAGGGGAUGGAAUGUGGGAGAAGGGGAUGGAAUCUGGGAGAAGGGGAUAGAAUCUGGGAGAAGGGGAUGGAAUCUGGGAGAAGGGGAUGGAAUAUGGGAGAAGGGGAUGGAAUCUGGGAGAAGGGGAUGGAAUCUGGGAGAAGGGGAUGGAAUCUGGGAGAAGGGGAUGGAAUCUGGGAGAAGGGGAUGGAAUCUGGGAGAAGGGGAUGGAAUAUGGGAGAAGGGGAUGGAAUCUGGGAGAAGGGGAUGGAAUCUGGGAGAAGGGGAUGGAAUCUGGAGAAGGGAUGAAUUGGAGAAGGGGAUGGAAUCUGGGAGAAGGGGAUGGAAUCUGGGAGAAGUGGAUGGAAUGUGGAAGAAGGGGAUGGAAUCUGGGAGAAGGGGAUGGAAUGUGGAAGAAGGGGAUGGAAUCAGGAAGAAGGGGGUGGAAUCUAGGAGAAGGGGAUGGAAUGAGGGAGAAGGGGAUGGAAUCGGGGAGAAGGGGAUGGAAUCAGGGAGAAGGGGAUGGAAUCUGGGAGAAGGGGAUGGAAUCUGGGAGAAGGGGAUGGAAUCUGGGAGAAGGGGAUCGAAUCAGGGAGAAGGGGAUGGAAUCUGGGAGAAGGGGAUGGAAUCUGGGAGAAGGGGAUGGAAUCUGGGAGAAGGGGAUGGAAUCUAG
Closterium sp. NIES-65 is the source of this 2781-nucleotide messenger RNA. The record is from the annotation of a GenBank genome assembly. Lineage: Eukaryota; Viridiplantae; Streptophyta; Zygnematophyceae; Desmidiales; Closteriaceae.